Molecule: messenger RNA, 2114 nt
Organism: Gossypium raimondii (Peruvian cotton)
Lineage: Eukaryota; Viridiplantae; Streptophyta; Magnoliopsida; Malvales; Malvaceae
Product: protein NUCLEOLAR COMPLEX ASSOCIATED 4
Exons: 15
Coding region: 70-1875 (601 amino acids)
Biological process (GO): ribosome biogenesis
Cellular component (GO): Noc4p-Nop14p complex; small-subunit processome; nucleolus
Source: RefSeq, a predicted model, not a curated record
UAAACUCUUCUAUGUAGUUACUCUUUCCUUCUUUCGUUCCCUCCAAACCAGAACUCAGUUUCAUCAACAAUGACAUCGAUUCUUGCAAAGAAGCCAAAAAAGAUGAAGUUGAAAGGGUUGAAAACACUAGGCCAACAACUCCUCUCUUCACGAGCUCACAUCAAUAAUCUUCCCUUGCUCCUCGGUUUCAUAUCGCCGUCGUCGCCGCCGCCACACGUUCUCGAAUCACUCCUCUCGCUGCAGUCCUUUUUCACCACGGUGCUCGCCGACCUACCUCCCUCUCAGUCUUCGAAGAAACGUCGGCGUAUAGACGAUUCAGCUAAACAGGAUCCCGAGUUUAUUUACAGGACCUGGCUGAGAUCAAAGUUUGAUGAAUUCGUUACGUUGUUGAUUGAAGUUUUGAUUUCGCCCGAUACGGAAGAUGCUUUAAGAGAAAUCGUAUUGGAUUCAUUCAUGGAAUUCGUGAAGCUCGGAAAUGGAGGAAGCUUUUACUCCUCUAUUUAUCACAAAUUGCUGCGCAGCAUCGUUAACUCUCCAACACCGGUUGAUUUUUUAUCAGAGUUGCUUGCAUUGAAGUAUUUUAAGUACAUUGAUGUCCGGUACUUUACCUUCAUUAGCUUGGAAAAACUUUCUAAAGCUUUGGACACAAAAGAUACCGCCGGCGACGAAACAGCGGGUGGAGAUGGUGACAGCAGGAGUCAAUCAAGAGAAAGCAUGGAGCUUUCUAUUUGCAAGAUACAUUAUAUCAUAUCUCACAUCCCCCCUUUGGAAGGCAAUGAUGGAAAAUCCGAGUAUGAGAUGUGGAGCGGAUCAGGGCUUCCAUCUAACGAAGAACAUGAUAAAAAAAAGCUCUCUAAGGCUCAAAAGGCAGAAGAUAAAGGGUGGAAGGCUGAGAAACAAACCAAUACUGUGUUGUCUCCAGCCUCAAUUGCCAAGAAGAUGAAACUGAAGUUUACUAAAGCAUGGAUUUCGUUCCUCAGACUACCGAUCCCUGUAAAUGUAUACAAGGAGGUUCUUGCCACUCUUCAUCAGGCAGUCAUCCCUCAUUUGUCUAAUCCUAUAAUUUUAUGUGAUUUCUUAACAAAAUCAUACGAUAUUGGUGGCGUUGUUAGUGUCAUGGCGCUUAGCAGCCUCUUCAUCCUAAUGACACAACACGGUUUAGAGUACCCAAAUUUCUAUGAAAAGCUUUAUGCGCUUUUAUCACCUUCUAUCUUCAUGGCAAAACAUAGAGCGAAGUUUUUUCAGCUUCUUGAUUCUUGCCUGAAGUCGCCUCUUCUUCCUGCGUAUUUGGCUGCUGCUUUUGCUAAGAAAUUAAGUAGACUGUCGAUUUGUGUGCCUCCUUCUGGAGAAUUGGUUAUCAUUGCUUUGAUUCAUAACCUUUUACGUCGACAUCCAUCAAUUAACUGUUUGGUGCACAAGGAAGAUGGUGAUGAAAAUGAAGAGGAUAAAAAUGAUUCCGGAUCUGAGAAAAGACCUGGUUUUGAUCAUUUUAAUAGCGAGGAGAGCAAUCCUAUAAAAUCUAAUGCCAUGAGAAGUUCUCUUUGGGAAAUAGACACCCUUCGACACCAUUACUGCCCACCUGUAUCAAGGUUUGUUUUGUCAUUGGAGAAUGAUUUGACAGUUCGAUCCAAAACCACUGAAAUGGACAUCAAAGAUUUUAGUUCUGGUUCAUAUGCAACAAUAUUUGGGGACGAGAUACGACGUCGGGUAAAGCAGGUUCCUUUGGCUUUUUAUAAAGCAACGCCAACAUCUUUGUUUCCCGAGUCUGACUUUUGUGGUUGGACCUUCAAAUACGAAGGAAGCAAUGAAAUUAAGGAGCAGAAAACAGUUGAAGAAGAUGAUGCCUCUACAAAACGACAGCGGAUCGAAUGCUGAUGUUCAUGACUUGUUUCUUAGGGAGGAUCGUAAUUCAUAUAUAGUUUUGACCAACUUGGACACUUUUUUUUUUUUUUGAGUUUUUAACCCAUCUUUAAAUGUAUUUUUUGAUUGAAAUUUAUAUGUCUAAUCUUAUAUCUGAAUUUGUGUGAUUUAAUUGUGAAAUUAUCUAAAGUUUAUUUAAGUCUCAUAUAUUUUUAUACUUCAGAAAAUAGAAUCAUGACCCAACUCGAAUUUUU